Messenger RNA from Solanum tuberosum (potato), 961 nucleotides. RefSeq names its product non-specific lipid-transfer protein-like protein At5g64080. Gene Ontology annotation, biological process: lipid transport. The record is from RefSeq and is a predicted model, not a curated record. Lineage: Eukaryota; Viridiplantae; Streptophyta; Magnoliopsida; Solanales; Solanaceae. The transcript has 3 exons. Gene Ontology annotation, molecular function: lipid binding. The coding region runs from base 132 to 689 and encodes 185 amino acids.
CCCGCCCCACUCUCGUUUUUACUCAAUUUAUACAUACCCUCAUUCCAACCUUUCUUCUCCAUUCUGUAACACCCCCAAAACUGAAAAGUUCCGAAAUCUUUCUCCAUUCCAUUCUGUUUUCUCCUCAAAAUAUGUCUUCCAAAAUGAACUCAUUUGCUCUAUUUUGCCUUAUUUCAAUUUGCUUUUUUUGUUGUAGGAGUGUAGAAUCAGCAUCUCGUUCGGCCCCUGCUCCGGCAGUAGACUGCAAUAACUUGGUACUGAACUUGGCUGAUUGUUUAUCUUUUGUUACAAAUGGAAGUACAGAGAAGAAGCCAGAAGGUACUUGUUGUUCAGGCCUUAAAAUGGUGUUGAAAACUGACGCUGAAUGCCUUUGUGAGGGUUUUAAAAACAGUGCUCAGUUGGGUGUUGUUCUUAAUGUCACUAAAGCUAUGGCUCUUCCUGCUGCUUGCCAUGUAUCUGCUCCUUCUGUCAGCAACUGUGGAUUGAGUACUGACACUGGCGCGGCUCCUGCUCUUUCUCCAAUUGCUGGACCACCAACCAUAUCAGCAGUUGCUCCAACCACAGCCGAGGGGGUGAAUGUGGUCGCUCCAGUGCCAGCUCCAGGAACCUCCGAUUCUACUACACUCGCAGGUCUAUCCAUUGGACAAUUGGGUCUGACACUAGUGGUUGCAGUUUUCUGUUGGUUCUAAACCAUUUUAGGAUCAUAUUUUUGUGUUGGUUCUAAUCACACGUUUUCUGGGAGAUGGAGCAGCACAGAUUUGUUGUUUUGUCAUUAAACUUUGCUUAGUUGGUGUACUCUAAAUUUUAUUUAUGGUAGUGGUAGAUAAUUUUGUGAGACCACGUAAAUAGGGAUCACUUUGUUUUCUGAUGAGGUUGCUCUUAUUUGGAUGAUAUAUUUUUUCGUCAAAUCUCACGUCUUCCUCCACUUAAAUUGGUUAUCUUACUGCUUAUUAGUUAUUUA